AAAACAUCUGUCAUCACCAGAUCCGCUUCUGAUUGACUAAAUCCGCUCAGGAACAAACUCGCGCACGAACUCAGCGCGCGCGGGACCGGACUCGGGGAAUCUGAAGCGUUACCGAGCAACAGCGGAUCCUGAGCGUUACCGCGCGACCGGAAAUGCACGUGGGGAAGAUCCUCCUCGGGGUUUUGGGUGCAGUCGUGGUGGUCACUCUGAUAGCUGUACCAACGGCUAUCUAUCUUAAUGGUUCCACAGAGAAGAGCCCAGAAAAAACCAAAAGGACUUUUACCCUUAAUGACUACUUCAACAGCACCAUCAGAGCCAGAUCAUUUAACAUGCGCUGGAUCUCCGAUCAUGAGUAUCUGCAUAGCACACCAGAGGAAUCGGUCUUAUUGUUUGACGUUUCUUCAGAGAAGGGAGAGAAGUUUCUGGAAGAGACACUGGACUCAUUUAAAGCCUUCGAUUACAUGGUGUCAGCUGAUCGCAAGUUUGUGUGUUUACUGACCAACUACUCAAAGAUCUGGAGACACUCAUUUACUGCGACUUACUUAAUCUACGACCGGGAGAACAGGAAGUUGCUCACUACAGAUAUCCCGCAUGAGGUCCAGUACCUCGCCUGGGCUCCGACAGGCCACUCACUGGCGUAUGUAUGGAUGAAUAAUGUGUAUGUGAAGUCCAGCCCCUCUUCACCAGCAGAACAAGUCACCAGUAACGGAAAUCCUGUGAUCCUGAAUGGCAUUCCUGACUGGGUGUAUGAGGAGGAGAUGUUUUCCACCAACAAUGCCAUGUGGUGGUCUCCAUCCGGAAGGUUCCUGGCCUUCGCCGAGUUCAACGACACAGACGUGCACGUGAUCGAGUACUCGUGGUACGGUCAGGGUCAGUAUCCGGAAAUGGUCACCAUCCCGUAUCCCAAGGCUGGAACACCGAACCCGACGGUCCGCCUCUUUGUGGUUGAUGCCUCGAACGUCUCCAGAAUUAUGGAGCUUUCCGUGCCAAGCGCUCUUUCCGCAAUAGAUCACUACCUGAGCACGGUCACGUGGGCCACGGACGAGAGAAUCGCAGUUCAGUGGCAAAACCGCACGCAGAGUCACGUCAUUCUGCAGACGUACGAACUCAGCGGCGGGACGUGGAGCAAAAAAACGGAAAUAAACUUGGAGAGCAAGACAGGUUGGAUCGGACGAUUCUCGCCGAGUGACCCUGUGUUUAAACCCGACGGCUCCAGCUGUUACUACAUCAAGAGCGACUCAAGCGGCUUUAAGCACAUCCAUCACAUCAGCGGGGACACGCUCACACCCAUCACGUCAGGACGGUGGGAGGUCACCGACAUCCUCAAAGUGACCAGCGACGCCAUAUUCUACGUGAGCAACGAACACAACAGCCAUCCAGGCCAGAGAAAUGUUUACAAAAUCUCAAUAGAAGGUGCGACUCAUUCCCCACGCGUCUGUCUCACCUGUACACUGAUGGAGGACAGGUGUAAAUAUAACUCCGCCUACUUUAGCACCAACGGCACCUACUACCGACUGGGCUGUUCAGGUCCCGGACUGCCUUUGUACACUUUAAGAGACAGUCGAGGUGCUGGAUCAGAGAUCAGGGUUCUGGAGGACAAUAAACUCCUCGAGUCGAUUCUCCAGAACAUCGCGAUGCCCUCGGUGACCCACGACACACUGAAGAUCGGCGAGUUCGACCUGUGGUACCAGAUGACUCUGCCUCCUAACUUUGACAAGUCCAAAAAAUACCCUCUGCUGAUUGACGUCUACGCCGGGCCAUGCAGUCAGAAGUCAGACUUUCGUUUCCGGAUCAACUGGUCUACGUAUCUGGCCAGCACGGAGAACAUCAUCGUGGCCAGUUUCGAUGGCCGAGGAAGCGGAUACCAAGGAGACCAGAUCAUGCACUCUAUCUAUAAAAGACUAGGCACAUACGAAGUAGAGGACCAGAUCACUGCCGCCAGACAUUUCAUUGAUUUGGGCUACGUCGAUAAAGAUCGAAUGGCGAUCUGGGGUUGGUCCUACGGUGGUUACGUCACCUCCAUGGCUCUGGGAGCAGGAAGUGGAGUGUUUAAGUGCGGCAUGGCCGUCGCCCCGGUGUCGAAGUGGGAGUAUUAUGAUUCCAUCUACACGGAGCGCUACAUGCUAACUCCGAAAGAAAACAGAGGCUUCUAUGACAAUUCCACAGUGAUGGGAAGAGCGAAGAAUUUCGAUUCCGUUCAGUACCUGCUGGUGCACGGCACAGCCGACGAUAACGUCCACUUCCAGCAGGCAGCGCAGAUCUCCAAAGCUCUCGUCAACCAGCAAGUGGAUUUUGAGUCGAUGUGGUACACGGACGAGGAUCACAGUCUCGGAGGAUCGGCCUAUGAGCACGUCUAUACCCACAUGAGUCACUUCCUGAAGAAGUGCUUCGCGUGAUGUGUGGCUGUAGACGUCAGAUUCGUCACAUGACUCACUUCCUGGACUUCUGCUCUAGACGAGAUGUUCCUCAAACCACCAAGCAAACCACAUUUUCUUCUCUAGCUGCUAUUUAUGCUAUUGCAAGUGUUUUUGUUUUUUUUUUUUUUACAAAAAUCCCCAAUAAACCGGCUGUAUAUUAUUUUAUUUUCAUCCAACUUGCUAAUUAACAAGAUUAGCAGAGUGAAAACAUUCUACAGGAGCUUCUGCUUCGAUCCGACGCCGACUUGAUCAUUGCACAUGUUUCUAAGAAUAAUUAAGCAACACUUUACCCGCAUGACUACACUGAUUCCUGAUAGCUUCGUGUGUUGCUUAGCAAAGGAUGGGCAGCUAAUAUUCCUUCACAGUGGUAUUGAUUUCAGUAUUGCUCUUGAGUUUUGGCACGAAUUUGAGGCCAAAUAUCAAACAAAAUAUCUUAAAACUUCCUCACUUCCUCAAAGUGAAAAAAAAAACGCUCUGAACCUGAAAUCUUCGCUGCAACAUUUCAGUUCUUUUGUGCAGAUUUUUCAAGCUCACUUAGUUUCAAAAUAAUUCACUUUUUAAAAUUUAUUCCAAUUUUAAAUCUCAUCUCUUCCCUUUUUUUAACUUCUUAAAAGUUUUAUGCAGAUGCUUUUAUGACUGAAAUUUUAGUAGUUGAUUAUUUUUUUUUAAUAACCACCAAAAACUGCAUAAUAACAAUUAGCUAAUUACCCUAUGUUAAAUUUUCCCUCAUGUUUCUUGUUAAAUUCUUUUUAAAAUGAAUUUUAAAGCUUUACUAAAAAAAAAAAAGGUGGAACUACUGUUCUGGCAUCUCAGCAUCUUCAAGUAUGAUUUUUUUUAUUUUUAUUUUUUUUAAUAAUGUGUAUGAUUCAGGGCACCAAAGUGUAUUCCAGCCUCGAUAACUUAAAAAGAUUAUUUACUCUAUACAGGUUUACUCUUUAUGAACAAUUUGUGUAAAUGCCUCCAGCUUGUAUUUAAUUUCCAAUCAGGAGAUAUUAAACACUGUGUAAUGAGAAUAUACUCAGUUAUUCAAUUUGUACAUUAUAAAAAAAAACAUAUUUAUUGUAAAUUCAUGAAUGUGUAAUUACAAGUGAAUUAUUUACUGUAUGUGCAAUAAAAUUUGAAAUAUGAAAACGG
Messenger RNA from Pangasianodon hypophthalmus (striped catfish), 3551 nucleotides. It is a transcript of the gene dpp4, whose product is annotated as dipeptidyl-peptidase 4. The record is from RefSeq and is a predicted model, not a curated record. The coding region runs from base 153 to 2396 and encodes 747 amino acids. NCBI's taxonomy places the organism in Eukaryota, Metazoa, Chordata, Actinopteri, Siluriformes, Pangasiidae. The transcript has 26 exons. Gene Ontology annotation, biological process: proteolysis. Gene Ontology annotation, molecular function: dipeptidyl-peptidase activity; serine-type endopeptidase activity.